Molecule: messenger RNA, 1476 nt
Organism: Fundulus heteroclitus (mummichog)
Lineage: Eukaryota; Metazoa; Chordata; Actinopteri; Cyprinodontiformes; Fundulidae
Gene: c2h11orf96
Product: chromosome 2 C11orf96 homolog
Exons: 1
Coding region: 344-718 (124 amino acids)
Source: RefSeq, a predicted model, not a curated record
GCAUUCGCUCCAGCAAACCGACGCUGACGCAUACAAACGAGAGACGGCCAGCUCCAGAGCUGAAACGCACUGACAGGGGAAGAGUAGACACUGGCAAGAACUGCUUGAAAUUUGACUUUUUUCUCCCUUCACGACUGAUUUUCUUCAUUCUGUCAAGCCUUGGAGGGCUUUGCCCACGUUGUUUGCCUUGGGUUUUCAGAUUUCUUCUUCUUCUCCUCCCGGGACAAGGCUCCCAAAAGAGCAAAGACAAGAUUGCAUCUGCAGGGACGAGCCAACUCUUCCUCUGACUCUACAACAUUUUCUUUUGAACAGACUUUCCUCUCGCUCGGCUCCCUGUUCCAGCAUGGCUACCGUGCGUCAGAUGCCAGCGGAGACCUCUGGCUUCCACGCCCUCUCAGCCCACCUGAUGGCCGGGGCUAUGGAGGAGUUCCCCCAGAACCUGCCCGUCCCCCAGAGCCCGGCGAAGGGCAAGAGUCGCUCCCGCCGACCCCGGGAGGCCCGCUUCAAAACCCAGCCGGUCACCUUUGCUGAGAUCGCAGAGGUGGAAGAAGAAGGCUCUUCCCCCCUGGAAGAAGAGAGGGCCCGUCGCUCCUUUCUGCAGUCCCUGGAGAACCUGCGGAGGAGCACGCAGACCCUCUACUGCCCCGCCGCCACCAAUCGCACCCCUACGCCCACACAGGCCAGCCUGGACUCCAGCGACUCCGACUCCACCCAGUGAGGGCUUCUGCGCGCCUGUCUUCUGGCUCCAAUAUUCCUUCAUGGGACUUCAGACGGAGGCCGAAUAACUGAACCAAACGGGCCUGCCUGCAGUCCUGCCUUUACGUUUAAGCUACCGCUGCCAUGCAAAGUCUGCAUUUAGUUCUCUAACGUGUCAGCACGCUGCUCGAAGACGCACAUCGCACAUGUCUGUGAAGACCUCCGCCACAGGCUGGUUUAACUGCUGUACAGAAAUCAUGUGUUAGAGGUAGCAGAUAACGCCACGUUGAGCACAACGUCUUCAGAUGUAUUCCUUUUCUACUGUAGUUGUUUGAGAGAAAUGUGACAGAUGAAGGCUAUUUUUUCCAUUUUGAAGCUGUAGAGGAUGGAAAGGGUGGUUUAAAAAUGUUAAUAUUGUGACCGAGUUGUCUGUAAACACACUGACAAAGCAAAACGUCAUGCAGCAAAAGUUACCUGAGUGUGCCUGAAGCUGAAGCGGACCAUCAUGAGGCUCGUCUCCAGAGCCUCAAGGGUUUUUAGUUUUAGUUUUUCCAGCUUCACGGUCAGUGGAGUAAGCGCUGUUGCUUCUGUUUCUGAGAAUUUUACCUUUCUACUUUUAAAAAUUAAUUUAUUUACUUUAAAUUGUUUUGCAUAAUCAAAUAAAAUCCUAGAUAUAAAGUUCUCUAUGACCUUUAGUCACUUUGACUUUCAUACAAAGGAUAACCUUUAUAUUUUGUGAAUCUACUACUUUGUAUGUAUAUGUGUAUAUAUAUAUUUGUU